Messenger RNA from Lutzomyia longipalpis, 2129 nucleotides. Its product is annotated as sorting nexin-29. Lineage: Eukaryota; Metazoa; Arthropoda; Insecta; Diptera; Psychodidae. Bases 168 to 1658 code for a protein of 496 amino acids. Gene Ontology annotation, molecular function: phosphatidylinositol binding. The record is from RefSeq and is a predicted model, not a curated record. The transcript is spliced from 2 exons.
CAAUGGCUUAGAGGGAAGAAGUGGAUGGAAUUGGAAAGUCAAAACAAAAGCAGAAAUUGCAACAGAAAAGAAAUUGUACAAAGAAUAAUUCAUCACAGAGCUAUUCUGGACGCGUAAAAGAGCACAGAGGCUACGGAUUAGACUACUAUGUACCAGAAGCAAGAGCUAUGGCGAUGAGUGGUGGCUUCAUUCAGCAAACUCAUCAUCGCAUUAAUCAUGAAUCCACGCGAAAAUCCCUGGUGCAUCACCUCAUGACCGUGGUGAAGGAGCUACAGCGGAAAUAUGGCGGGAAGACGGAGCUGGCAACGGAGAGUGAUCACAAUGUGCUCAAAUUGUGCGAUAGUUGGGAAUACGCCCUCUGUCAUGGGCUCCGGACGGGUUCACUGCUGCGCAAUAUGAGUGAUCUCGUGUCGGGUGUCAAUCAGGAACCACCUGUGUUCUGGACAUUUGCCUAUCAGCACAUGACGGCGCACGAGAAGGAGAGAUUCUCCUCAUUGCGGCACGUCUGGACGGAUCGCGGGAAGUGUCGCGCCUUCAUCCGUGCAGCCCUCAAUGAGCGUUCCUUGGAACGAUAUAUUCUCAUGUGGCUGGCUGACAGCAAUCUCGGGGUACACUACGAAGCUUGGUCGCUGAUGCGAGAUGAGGAAUCAUCAAAUUUACUGCCCACCCUCGCGGCAGGACUCAGUUCCAUUCUGUUUGCCAUCACCGUGGAUAGUCCGGAUCUCAAUGUUCAAUCACGGCGGGAACAGAAAACAGAGCCCAUAAUUGCCGUACCACGUCCCAUUCGUCCGGUAAAGAAGACACAGAAGACGCAGGUUAUUGAAUUCGAUGAUGCUGGACUCUCGAUAAGCCCCGUGGCGGUAGGAACACUCGCAAGUCUCUGCCUGAAGCACGAAAGUGUCCCUUCGUCGCGGGAGAAUACCAAGAGUCCAGCAGCAGCAGCAGCACCUGUCAAGAGGAUACCCACUGAGGAAGCCUUCAAUGUAGUCGAAGAAGUUCCGAAGAAUCCUCCAACAAAUGAAGUAUUCACACCACCCAGUGAUUCGGGUAUUGUAGUGGAGGAGCCCACAACAUCCGAAGAGGGUAGUUUUGAUGACUCCUCACUGCGUAGCAUGUCGAAAAGUAGCUCAAUUCACAGCUCCUCCUCCAGCUCAUCCGUUGUCUCCGCCAGCGAUGUAACGCAUUUGCGUGAGCGCUUGCGACAGGCGGAAGAGCGUUGUCAGAGGCUAGAGGUACGUGUGGCUGAGCUGAGUCUUGAGAAUCAUCGUCUACGCGGCCUUGGAACUACGCAUCAUGCAUCCGGAUCAACAUUUACCGUGAGCGUGCCACGUGUCCGGCUGGAGAAGGCGGGAACGCGCAAGUAUUAUGUGUACGAGGUCCAUAUCAUUCCCACCAAUCAGCCGGGAGACGAAUGGACAGUCCUGCGGCGAUACAGUGACUUCCACAGGCUCCAUCGGCAAUUCCAGAAGACCCAUCCCAGCGUCAAGAGCUUGGACUUUCCACCAAAGAAGAGCUUCGGCAAUAUGGAGGCGCACUUUGUGGAGCAACGUCGUCAACGGCUUCAGCUCUAUCUCCGGCACAUUCUCACAAUGCUCCCGGACGUGGCAACGUGUACGAGUCGAACAAGUCUCGAGCAGGUGUUUCCCUUUUUCAAAUAACCCCCUCCCGCCCAUUUAUUCGUGAAUCUGCCCAAGAAAAAAACAUCUCGUGUUCCCUUCAAAGUGUCUCUAAGUAAGAUUUAUUUUAUUUUUUGUUAUUAAAGUAUAUAAUGUGGAUUUAUUUUAUAAAUGCUGCGGGAAAGAAGAGGAUGAUCCUUAAAACUAUUAUGCUAUAUUGUGGUUGAGAUUAAAAUUUAUACGGCUCCACACACCAAAACUACUAAAUUGUUAGCUUUUAAUCGCGCGUGUAGACCUCCCAUCUCGCGAUAAAAGCCACGCAUUGUUUCCUCGUCAUCUCUCCUCCGGGCAAGCUGCACACAGGGAGGGUGAGCAGAAUGAAAAUCUGGAACAAAGUGAUGAGAGAUAAAACUACUAAAAAAAAACUCUGAAUGUAAAAAAAAAAUAAUGAUAAAAAGUUUAUAGAGAGAGAAGAAAUAAAUUGAGCACGAUUUGUGCUCGAAUGUUGUACAA